Beta vulgaris subsp. vulgaris (sugar beet) is the source of this 939-nucleotide messenger RNA. RefSeq lists its product as hypothetical. The coding region runs from base 162 to 752 and encodes 196 amino acids. The transcript has 3 exons. NCBI's taxonomy places the organism in Eukaryota, Viridiplantae, Streptophyta, Magnoliopsida, Caryophyllales, Amaranthaceae. The record is from RefSeq and is a predicted model, not a curated record.
GAGGAAGUAUGUAUGUAUGAAUUAUGAUAAUGCAAUAUCCAUCCACCCACGCAGCUUCUAUAAAUACAUAAAUUAGUGAAAGUGAGAAACCUAAGUUCUUCAUCCAUUACAAAGCAUAACCUUCUUUCGCAUUCCUAUAAGGCUAUAAUUAAGUGAUAAAAAUGGCGUCAAUCCAACAAGUUGAAGGUGCGAAGCAAUUCAGCAAUGACAAGGAGAAAGCAGUAAUCAACGAGAUGUUAGAAGCAGCGAAGUUAAUGGAAAAAAAUGACGAUCAAAUUUCUGCGCAACAACAACAAGUUAAAGGCUAUAUGAAAAAUAAACAGGCGCGACCAGUUAAUCUAAGAAAAACAUAUGAGUUAGGGGCCGGAAAUUUCAUAAAAAAGCCAACUCAAAUUAUAUCUGGGAAUGAAAGUCAGGGUUCAUUUUGGCAUGUGGGUGUUACUGGCCCUGCGGCUGUAGGCUCCAAGGGGGCGGUGAUAUAUGGUCACUACGACAACAAUUUACCUCAACUUGGAUGGCUCUUGGCUUGGUACAAGGCUGAGAAUCCUGACGAACGCAAGGUGUAUGUGGAGACUGGGUAUCUAAGCAGGCUCAUAAAUUUGGAAGAUAAUGAAGUUGAACAAAAACUGGAUGCUUCAACUAACAGCAGUCGCUACGUAGAUAAUGAGACAGGUGCAUCAGCAGCCGGUGACAUGAUACCCUGGGAAAAAACCAACCAAGCUCUAGUUGGUGCAGCUUUCAUAAUGCCAUAAUUAAUUAAACCACCACUAUCAAGAUAUUAAAGAUGUAUGUGACCAUAUGCUUUAAUUUAUCAACUAAAGAAGCUUUUAGUUACUAGACUUAAAUAUGUUUAUGAAUAAAUAUAGUUGUGCCCUUGCUAUGUAAUUCCGGAAGAUGUAACAUUCAUCUGAUAAUACAAUAUAUAAUUAUCUAUGGUCA